UUUUGACAUUGACAGUCCCCGAUUGAUUGGCUCUCAAAUUGUCAACUAAUUUUCGUACUUUGUAUUUUAUUAAUAUUUUAAAUUAUGAGUUAUAUUAAAACUGCUACUCUGUAAAAUAUAUUGUUUCCGUUGCUUCAUCUCUUUUCUUAUCAACUCCUUACUUCUCAACAAUGGACGGCUAUACAGCAAAAAAAUCAACAUCAUUCGAAACUUUAGUGAUUCAAAAUAUAACCAAUGUCAACGAAUUGAAGGCAAAACUCAGCGGCAUAAUUCUAGCAGGCGAAGAUUAUCAAUACGACGUUUCCGACUCUAUGAAAGUCUUGCUUACAAGUACUGAUCAAGACAUAGUGCAGUUGUGCAUAGAAGCGAUUGCAGAACUUGUAAAAUGUGAACAGAAACGCGAUUCAUACGCUAACAAAAACAUCAUUGGCCCUAUUUUGGAUCUGUUGAGGAAAGAACAUGUUUCAGAUAAUAUUGAGCCUGUCAAACAGUGCUGCAGAGCUCUCGGCAAUCUGUGCUGUGACUGUGACACAUCUAGGCGAUUGAUAGUGAGCUUGGAUGGUAUACCGCUACUUGUGAAAUUGCUGGAGAGAAGUAUUGACCUGCGGCUAGAUGAGAUACAAACGUUGGCUAGCAAGACACUACUGAACUUUGCAAUUGGUGGGGCUGAGUUCACAGAGAUAAUAUUCCAAGCAGGAGUAGUUGAUUUGGUGCAGAGGAUGCUAAGUAUAGAACUUAAGAGGGAUGAUUUUGAUGAUGACACACUGUCUACAUGCUUGUUGAUAUUGAGUGUGAUAAAUGACAACACACCGGAGUUGCUCUACAGCGAAGUGGUGAACAAGACCAUAUUGCAGGUGUUGAGGGAUUCCCUUAAUAUGGAGAUCUCUGAACUGUGUCUGGAUCAUUUGCAUGCACAGGCUGAGCAUGAGUCAGUGAAGACAUUGAUUGCAAAAGAAGGUGGUGUGCAGCUAGUGUGUAACCGCCUUGAAGAGUUGGUGGCUCGACAUACUGCAGGGGAACUCAAUGCUGCCGACACUGAAGUAGAGGCUCUCAUGAAACAGGCCUGUGAACUGGUCAUCAUUGUGUUGACUGGAGAUGAAGCAAUGCACAUCCUGUACAACAAAGGUGUCUCGGAGGUUUACCAAACAGUAGUGAAAUGGCUGGACUCUCCGAACCACCAGUUGUUGACUACUGCAGUGCUGGCCAUAGGCAACUUUGCAAGGCAGGACGACUACUGCACACAUAUGAUGGAAGAUAAGAUAUUUGACAAGCUGCUGGAUAUUUUCGAGGUCUACAAUAACUUCAGCAUUCAGAUUCAGAAGGAACCAGAGAAAAAGCACCCUAUUGACCCGAUAACAGUGAUCAAACUCCUUCACGCGGUGCUCUCGUCGCUGCGGAACUUGGCCGUGCCCGUCGCCAACAAACGAGUGGCGGCGGCGCAGGGCAGGGCUGCUCCCAUGUUGUUGAAUGCGUUGCCUACUACUGAAGACCAUCAUGUAGCCUAUAAGCUUCUUGCCACCAUCAGAUUACUUGUUGAUGGUCAAGAGGGUGUAGCGAAGCAGUUGGCGAACAAUCCGGUGGCGCUGGCGACGGUGGCCAAGUGGGGCCACGCGGCCGAGUACGCCGGCGCCGCGGGCGAGGCGCCGCGCCUGCUCGCCUGGGCCAUCAAGCAACUGCGGCACCACUCGCACUGGAGGCACAUUGUUGAGGUGGAUGGCUGUAUAUCAAGUUUAGUAAACAUGCUCGUGGCGUCCCACUCACUAAUGCAGAAUGAAGCCAUUCUCGCCCUGACACUGCUUGCAAUAGAAUCACUCAAGAAACUAUCACCUGACAGCCAAACAGAGUUCGAUUACGAAAAGAGCUUUGUCGAACAGCUAAUAAAGUCGGAAAUCGGUAAGCAUGUCACCAUACUCAUAGACACAAAUUGUGCAAAAAUGCCCGUUGAGGUGGCUGAGAAUUUACUCGCGUUUCUGGACAUUACGUCGAAGAUAAACAAACUUGCUUUGGAUUAUAAAGAUGCUAAAGUUCACGAAUGUUUAAUGAAAUUCUCAGAUUCAAGAGCUGAUCUGACACCUGACAUGAAAUCAUGUAUUUUUGGUGUUUUCUCAUCUAUUACUAACAAUGGGAAUAAAACUGAUUAAAUUAUCAUCUCAGAAAAAUGUGAAGAUACCAAAAAUACCAAAUAUUUUAAGUUUGAUAUCAAAAUUAUGAAUGAUUUACUAUGAUUGAAUGCGAAUGUUGCAACAUUAUGAAUUCAAACCGUUUUGUUCUAAUUAUUGUGACGUAACUUGGGACAAAGCAAAUAUGGCGGGUCUGUGGUCACUUGGUCAGACAUGGAAGGUCCAUCAAAUCCUUAAAAUCCAUAGUCCCUGUAUAAAGUACUUAUCUGGCCCAAGCCUAAGUAACAACUAUUUGUAGUAAAUAUUAAUUUUCGAGCAAUUAUUUAAUCAAUUCUUAGUCUAUGCAUGUGUGAUAAUCAUGAUAAAAAUAUUUUUAAUUCUAAGUGGUUAAUCACUAGUUUAAUCAUUUAAAUAUUAUUAUUAUUCUUAAACUUAUUUAGAUUUGUGCCCGGUUCUUGUAAUGCAGAACUAAGCUAAUGUACCAAUGAGUGAAGCCAAACUGUUCCUCUAUAUUUAAAUCAUCAGAAAGUAAAGGAACCGGGCACUUGUAAAUCAAGAUAUUAUAUUAUUAUAAACAAUCCUCCUACAAUUUUGUAAGCUUUUUAAAACUCUCUCUAGUCAUAGUUUUAAAUCUUUCUCUAUUUGAGUAAAUGCUAGAAUUUUGUGCAUUUAAACUUUACUAUGUAAUGUUUAAGCGUAUUUUCGUAUGUAAGACGAUUAUUUUUGCGAUUCUCUCAAGUUUUUACAUUCCAACAUUUGAAACUUUGCCUAUUACCUAUUAUACUGUCGAUGUUAUUAUCCUAUUUGAUGAUAGCUUGCUUGUGGACUAGAUCAGAAAUUAAUGACAAGUUUCAUUUACACUACAGAAAGGAUACAAUCAACUGUUUCUUCUCAAACAUAUCUAUCUACUUUCCGCAUGCAUUACUUUCUUAAAUUUUACUCUGCCAAAUACUUUUGGAAGUGUACACAUUAUAAAGAAACGAAAUACUUCUUGUAACUUUUGUUAUCUGACUUAAUUUCGUACACACAACAAAAACAGUUAAAUUAAUUUCUGAUCAAAAUAAAUAAGAAAAUGUAUGGUUGUAAAAUGUACUAAUUACAAAUAGAUGACAGCGAUUCUAAAUAAAUACUCAAAGUACAAUGUAGGUUCACAUAGUGAAUCAUAUGGAAAUGUUGAAUUAUUCCGAUUUUUCGCAAAUAUUGCUUAAAUAAUAAUAUAAAGUCAAAGUAACGAAGUUAGCGUGGACACGCCUCUAGAUAUAACUUAGACAAUACAUAAGACAUACCGUGAAAAUUUGUAGUAUUUUAUAAUGUAUGCAGUGAAGAUGUACUUUGUCAAUACAAAGAUACAAAUGAUCUAUAGUUAAAUACCGAUUCUUUGAAGAUGUAAUUGUGUUUUAUUAUUAUUUGAAAUUAUUUCCAAUGUUGUACUUAAAAUAUUUUUUUGUUUUUGAAAGAUAUUUUAUCAAAUUGUUACCAUCAUACUGAAAAGCUAAGUAUAUACUAGAGGCAUGUCCCUUUAUAUUCACUUUAAUCCUAAGAAUUUUGAUAAUCCGAUAGUGCACUUAUUGAAUAGUUUGGAUUGACGCUUGACUUGUGGAAGUGUACAAUUAGAUACCCUAGAAUGUCUAGACUACGCUGAAUGUGUGUUCACUAAUGUACUACCUAGGUUUAUUUCGUAUUUCAGUCAAUAUUCAUAGAUUUUCCUUAAUUAUUGAGCCGGGUGAUCUGCUAAUUUACGCGUAAGACGUUCGUCACAUCAAGCGGGUUGAUAUAGGGUCUAACUAAUAUAAAAAUGUUAUUAUACAUUUUAUUUACGGCUAGCGAAAAAGCUCAGCUUUUUGUGUUGGCCACAUAGUGACGGAUUUUUACUUUUAAGUCUAGUUUUUUUUUAUUAUAUUUACCUUAUUCAAAGUGCAUUACAAGGUCUAAUCAUGUUAAUUUUAAUUAAUGUAAGUAUUGAUUUUUUACACAAUGUCUUGGAAUAUAGCUUAUUAGAUGAUACAACAUUAUAGAUUAUUUUUAAUGGAUUUUGUUCUUGAUUUUGAACACUAAGCCAUCAAGGCCUAAUCUAGUACCCAACUUCUGAGCAAUAUCUUUGGUAGAUGUUAGUUUAACGAAUAAAAGUGCUAUUUUCAAUUAAGUUAUUUUAUACUCUAGACACCACACGCCAUAAUUAGUUGAAUAUAUUGUUUUUAUUUGCAAAUAUUAACUUUAGGUCCGACCAGAAAAACAGUGUCCAAAUAUAUAUCUUCUUAGUUUGUAAGCUUAUUAUGUAAAAUAUUUUAUCCUUUUACUUAAAUUUUAGUAUUAAUAUUAAUUGUUAAAUGUUCUUUACAAAUGUAUCAACAAAAAAUGUUGCUCAAUUGACACUUUACUAAUUCAAAGAUAAAUGUUAUCACACUUUUAAUAUUAUUCUCAUUCUAAGCACUUCUAUUGGUCAAUUGAACUUCUUAACUAUUACUUUUUUGUAUUUUUCUGGUCGGUUUUAACUAUUAGUAUAUUGUGCUUGUUAGUAGUCAAAUAAUCUUGUUAAUGCACUUUUAUUGAUAUAGUUUUAUGGACCAAUAUUUAUAAAUUAUUAUCUUCAAUAUGUUGUCAUCAAGAUUAGGAGCCAGUUUGUAUAUUUUUUUCCAUUUACUAAUUUUAUUAAGCCUUUCAAGUGUUUAUUUCAAAGCUGAGAAAGGAAUGAAAGAAUGAACUAUGUAGACAUAAUUGAUUCCAUAUUAAAUUACAGUAAAUAUGUACUAAAAUUAACUUAAAAUAUUUUUAUGAAAUCUAGUAUUUCAUAGAUAUGAAUUUUUCAAAUAACACCAAAUAUUAUAUUUAAUGGGACUAAUCUUGAAGAUACAAAUAUUGAAUAACAAAACGCAUUAUAUAGAUUUAGAUAUUAAUAGAUUUUCGCUAAAAUACAUUAUAUUCUACAUGUA
Messenger RNA from Spodoptera frugiperda (fall armyworm), 5050 nucleotides. It is a transcript of the gene vimar, whose product is annotated as GTPase-GDP dissociation stimulator vimar. NCBI's taxonomy places the organism in Eukaryota, Metazoa, Arthropoda, Insecta, Lepidoptera, Noctuidae. The coding region runs from base 171 to 2141 and encodes 656 amino acids. Gene Ontology annotation, biological process: positive regulation of GTPase activity. The transcript has 7 exons. The record is from RefSeq and is a predicted model, not a curated record. Gene Ontology annotation, molecular function: guanyl-nucleotide exchange factor activity; protein binding. Gene Ontology annotation, cellular component: cytosol.